Molossus molossus (Pallas's mastiff bat) is the source of this 1920-nucleotide messenger RNA. RefSeq names its product alcohol dehydrogenase iron containing 1 (gene ADHFE1). The transcript is spliced from 13 exons. Gene Ontology annotation, cellular component: mitochondrion. NCBI's taxonomy places the organism in Eukaryota, Metazoa, Chordata, Mammalia, Chiroptera, Molossidae. The coding region runs from base 243 to 1502 and encodes 419 amino acids. The record is from RefSeq and is a predicted model, not a curated record. Gene Ontology annotation, molecular function: metal ion binding; alcohol dehydrogenase (NAD+) activity.
UCCACAGAGCAGCAGGAAAUUCAUUGUAGCUUCAGUGCGUCCUCAAAAUGUCAUGUGAAUUACUGACGCAAACACCAAUUUUACCUCUUAGAAGGAAAGAUCCAAUCUAAGCAGUGAGACGAGGGAUGAAAAGAAAAACAGUACCCUGAGCAGAAACCCCAGAGAAGCCCUCUGGGGGUGGAACAGAUAAAGAAACUCCUGGGCUUUCACUCUCUGGAAAAACAACAGAUUAUGCCUUUGAGAUGGCUGUUUCAAAUAUUAGAUAUGGAGCAGGAGUUACAAAGGAAGUAGGAAUGGACCUACAAAACAUGGGUGCUAAAAAUGUUUGUUUGAUGACAGAUAGGAACCUCUCUCAGCUCCCUCCUGUACAAAUGGCUUUGGAUUCCCUAGUGAAGAAUGGCAUAAACUUUAAGGUUUAUGAUAAUGUGAGGGUGGAACCAACUGAUAGAAGCUUCAUGGAAGCUAUUGAGUUUGCCAAAAAGGGAGCUUUUGAUGCCUACGUGGCUGUGGGUGGUGGCUCCACCAUAGACACUUGCAAAGCCGCUAAUCUGUAUGCAUCUAGCCCUCACUCUGAUUUCCUAGAUUAUGUCAGUGUCCCCAUUGGGAAGGGAAAGCCUGUGUCUGUGCCUCUGAAGCCUCUGAUAGCAGUCCCAACUACUUCAGGAACUGGGAGUGAAACUACUGGAGUUGCCAUUUUUGACUAUGAGCCUUUGAAAGUAAAAAUUGGCAUUGGUUCCCGAGCCAUCAAACCCACACUGGGACUGAUUGACCCUCUGCACACCCGACAUAUGCCUGACCGGGUGGUCGCCAACAGUGGCUUCGAUGUGCUUUGCCAUGCCCUGGAGUCUUACACUGCCCUUCCCUACCACAUGCGGAGCCCCUGCCCUUCAAAUCCCAUCUCUCGGCCAGCCUACCAGGGCAGCAACCCAAUCAGUGACAUUUGGGCAGUCCACGCGCUUCGGAUCGUCGCUAAGUACCUAAAGAGGGCUGUCAGAAAUCCUGAUGAUCUCGAAGCAAGGUCCAAUAUGCACUUGGCAAGCGCUUUUGCUGGCAUUGGCUUUGGAAAUGCUGGUGUUCAUCUGUGCCACGGAAUGUCUUACCCAAUUUCAGGCUUAGUGAAGACAUAUAAAGCAAAGGAUUAUAAUGUGGAUCAUCCAUUGGUGCCUCAUGGGCUUUCUGUGGUGCUCACCUCCCCAGCAGUGUUCACGUUCACGGCACAGAUGUUUCCUGAGAGGCACCUGGAGACAGCAGAAAUAUUGGGAGCCGACACCCGCACUGCCCGGAUUGCAGAUGCUGGGCCUGUUUUGGCAGACGCACUCCGGAAACUCUUACUUGAUCUGGACGUUGAUGAUGGCCUCGCUGCCAUUGGUUACUCCAAGGCCGACAUCCCCGCAUUAGUGAAAGGAACGCUGCCCCAGGAAAGGGUCACCAAGCUCUCACCACGCCCUCAGUCCGAAGAGGAUCUGUCUGCUCUAUUUGAGGCUUCAAUGAAACUGUAUUAAUUUUCAUUUUCACUGAAAACAUUACCAUUGGCUAUCAUAGUUCUGAAAUCAGAAGUUGAUCUGGCCAGAGCUCUCUCUUUUCAUUUCCACACAUAACCUAUCUGUUACCAGUUUGAAUGGGAUAUAAAUGUAUCCUGCAGAAGAUUCCAUCAUGCUUCAAGUCAGGCUACUUCCAUAAUACAGAUUAGACAGAUGCCCACAGUGUUGGACCCUGGUUUGUGUUUCUACCUUAAACCCUGCUGACGGCUCCUGCUUCGUGUAUCAAUUAGGUAAAAACUCAUUAUCUAUCAGAAAUGUUAAUGUACGUAUCCUAUGCCCAGUAAUCCAUGUCUAGAAAUUUAUACUAUAAAAGCAUGAGUGUGUAAAGAUAUACAGCAGAGAUGUUUCUGGUAGCAUUUUUUUCUAAUAAAAAAUUUGU